Wyeomyia smithii (pitcher-plant mosquito) is the source of this 3577-nucleotide messenger RNA. RefSeq lists its product as uncharacterized. Lineage: Eukaryota; Metazoa; Arthropoda; Insecta; Diptera; Culicidae. The transcript is spliced from 13 exons. The coding region runs from base 209 to 3406 and encodes 1065 amino acids. The record is from RefSeq and is a predicted model, not a curated record. Gene Ontology annotation, molecular function: monooxygenase activity; heme binding; oxidoreductase activity, acting on paired donors, with incorporation or reduction of molecular oxygen.
UGUAAAAACAUCCUGCUAUCACGUAUUUUAAGCUAGCUAAGGUGAUAAGCCAAGAUAAUUCGAUAUCACCUUCGGUGCUAUUGAAAAUUAAUAUGUACUGCUGGGGGUUCAAAACAUUCAAAACAGUUCACUGCAUACCGCCGUGGGUGGUGUUUAUUGCGAAGUGGUUGUUUUGUUUUGGUAGAAGUCAACCUGAAAGUGCUUCACAAUGUUCGUAGAGGCCAUCUUAGGCGGGUUCUUGUUAUACAUUGUGUGGGGUCUUUUGUAUAUGAGGCAGAGAAUGAAAGAGAUGUCGAAAUACUUUCCCGGACCGAAACCGAAUCCCGUUUUUGGCAAUGUACUUGAAUUUUAUGACAAAGAUAUACCGGGUAUUUUCGAAACCAUUAUCGACAUACACAAGCGUCACGGGCCCGAUAUCAUUCUCUGGACUUUGGGCAAUAUAAGCGUAAUCGAUGUUUGCAGUGCGAAAAAUGUCGAAAAAGUUGUAAUGGCCAAGCAAACGCAAAAGUCGCUACUGUAUUCGUUUGUUGAACCUUGGCUGGGAGAUGGACUGCUAAUAUCCAGUGGGGAAAAAUGGUUCCAGCGGAGGAAAAUCAUUACGCCGACGUUUCAUUUCAAAAUUCUCGAACAGUUUGUGACGGUGUUCAACAAAGAAACGGACAUUAUGGUGGAGAACCUAAGAAAACAUGUCGGCGGGAAGGAGUUCGACAUCUAUGAUUAUGUUACUCUCAUGGCUUUGGAUAGUAUCUGUGAAACCUCAAUGGGUACAACUGUUAAUGCUCAAAUGGAUCCUUGCAAUAAAUAUGUCCAGAAUGUUAAAAGAAUGUCCGUUUUAAUUUUGCUGCGAGUGGUCAGCGUCCUGGCUGGAUUUCCGAUGCUCUACACGCUACUCCAUCCGAACGCUUACGAGCAACGCGGUAUCAUCAAACAGCUUCAUAAGUUUACCGAUUCAAUUAUUAAAUCCCGAAGGAAGCAACUGGAGCAAGAAAAGAUGAAACAAGUUAAUUUCGACAUGAAUGAGGAAAAUAUGUACUCGAAGCGGAAGAUGACUUUCUUGGAUUUACUGUUGAACAUAAACGUCGAUGGAAAGCCACUGUCCGAUCUGGACGUGCGAGAGGAAGUUGAUACUUUUAUGUUCGAAGGACACGACACUACAACCAGUGGAAUUUCAUUCACAAUCUAUUUAUUGGCAUUGAAUCAACACAUUCAGCAGCGGGCGUAUGAUGAAAUUGUGGCUGUGCUUGGGAAAAAAGCGGAACCUUCGGUACUCAGUUACCAAACGUUGCAGGAAUUUCGUUAUUUAGAAACGGUAAUCAAAGAAGCAAUGCGACUGUAUCCCCCAGUUCCAUUUAUAGGCAGAAAAUUGGUGGAUGAUUUAGAGAUGAAUGGAACAGUGGUUAAAGCCGGACAGGACUUUCUAAUCCCAAUAUACGUGAUUCAUCGUAAUCCAGAAAUUUACCCCGACCCGGAGAAAUUUGAUCCGGAUCGAUUUUCCGAAACGGCGGAAUCCAAUCGGGGACCGUAUGAUUAUAUACCGUUCAGUGCGGGAUCUCGGAACUGCAUCGGUCAGCGGUACGCCAUGCUGGAGAUGAAAACUACCCUUAUCAAGCUGCUUUGGAAUUACAAAAUACUGCCCGGAGAAUCUUUACCUCGCCUGCGUGUAAAAACCGAUCUGGUCCUUCGACCGGAUAAGGGCUUGCCGGUGAAACUAAUCGCGAGAAGCUCGCUAGAAUACACUGCUUCCGAGUUGGAUGCUGAAAUUACUUCUGCGGAUGUACCGCUUGACCUAGUUGACCUAAGCACAUUCGAAAUCACUGCCGAUAUGAUAGUGACUGCUGCGAAACGACUUAAAACUUCGUUUUCUGUGGGGCCGGAUGAAUGUGCUGCGAUGUUGGUGGAGGCAAUCGUAAUAGGUAUUGCGAUUUACUUGGUGGUCAGCUUUAUGACCACCAGGAAGGAGCUGAAACAGAUGGCUUCCCACUUCACCGGUCCUAAGCCGAAUCCCAUCUGGGGAAACGUGGCCAUGUUCGCCAACAAGGAUGUUGCAGGUAUUUUCGAAACCUUAAUCGGUUUCCAUACACUCUACGGGAAGGAUAUCAUAACAUGGGGUCCGCUGAAUUUAACGAUGAUCAAUCUCACCAGUGCUGAGAACGUGGAGAAAGUAAUCAUGUCCAAGAAGACCAAAAAAUCGUUUAUCUAUGACUUUGUCAGACCGUGGCUUGGUGAUGGUUUGUUGAUUUCUAGCGGAGAAAAGUGGUUCCAAAGGAGGAAAAUCAUCACCCCAACGUUUCAUUUCAAAAUAUUGGAAAAUUUCGUUGAAGUGUUUAAUAAAGAAAGUAACAUAAUGGUUGACGUCCUUAAGAAACAAGUCGAUGGACCGGAGUUCGACAUCUAUAACUACAUUACUCUAAUGGCGUUGGAUAGUAUUUGUGAAACAUCAAUGGGAACCGCGGUGAAUGCUCAAAAAAAUCCACACAAUAAAUACGUUCAGAACGUAAAAAGAAUGUCGGUAUUAAUUUUACUGCAAACAGUUAGUUUCCUGUCUGGAUUUCCCCUGCUGCAUGCACUGUUCCAUCCAAAUGAAUGGGAACAACGAGGUAUCGUGAGACAACUUCAUCAGUUUACCGAUUCGAUAAUUGCGGAACGAAAGGCGCAACUAGGGAGUGAAAAAUUGAAACCAGUGGAUUUCACAAAUGAAGAGGAAAAUCUGUAUUCUAAACGAAAAAUGACUUUCUUAGAUUUGCUACUGAAUGUUAGAGUAGAAGGUAAACCGAUGUCCAACUUAGAUAUUCGAGAGGAAGUGGACACCUUUAUGUUUGAGGGUCAUGAUACUACCACUAGCGGGAUUUCGUUCGCCAUUUACCAGCUUGCUCUAAAUCAGUCAAUACAAGAUCGCAUCUACGAUGAGAUUGUAAAGAUUUUAGGUUCGCAGCCACUCUCUAAAGAUCUAAAUUAUCAAGAUCUUCAAGACUUCCGCUAUCUUGAGGCCGUGAUCAAAGAAUCAAUGAGAUUAUUCCCACCUGUUCCACUGAUUGGAAGGCAGCUGGUAGAAGAUUUGGAAAUGAAUGGCACCACUGUUAAAGCCGGUCAAGAUGUACUAAUUCCAAUCUACGUGAUUCAUAGAAAUCCGGAAGUUUUCCCUGAUCCGGAACGCUUCGAUCCGGAACGGUUCACCGAGGCAGCCGAAUCUAAUCGGGGACCGUACGAUUAUAUUCCGUUCAGUGCUGGCUCAAGAAACUGCAUUGGACAACGCUACGCUAUGCUGGAAAUGAAGGCCUGUCUGAUUAAGUUGAUUUCCGCAUACAAAAUAAUACCGGGAGAGUCAUUAGGACAGCUGCGAGUUAAAACAGAUUUGGUACUGCGUCCGGAUAAGGGAAUACCGGUUAAGCUUAUUUCAAGAGAAUAACUUGUUCGAAUAGCUUAGAGUUGUACCAUUAUUUAUUCACUGUCGUGAAAAUUAGCAUUAACAGUUAUUCACAUAUACUAUAUUAAUCAAAACUUUUUCAUCUAAGAAAGUGACAAAAAAAAUCGAAAUUGUCGAAAAAGCAAUUUAAAAAAUAUAGAGCAUGUCGAAAAU